Messenger RNA from Dalotia coriaria, 1329 nucleotides. RefSeq names its product exosome complex component RRP42-like. The transcript is spliced from 3 exons. Gene Ontology annotation, biological process: U4 snRNA 3'-end processing; exonucleolytic trimming to generate mature 3'-end of 5.8S rRNA from tricistronic rRNA transcript (SSU-rRNA, 5.8S rRNA, LSU-rRNA); nuclear polyadenylation-dependent rRNA catabolic process. Gene Ontology annotation, cellular component: cytoplasmic exosome (RNase complex); nuclear exosome (RNase complex). Bases 343 to 1200 code for a protein of 285 amino acids. Lineage: Eukaryota; Metazoa; Arthropoda; Insecta; Coleoptera; Staphylinidae. The record is from RefSeq and is a predicted model, not a curated record. Gene Ontology annotation, molecular function: mRNA 3'-UTR AU-rich region binding.
ACAAUGUUUAAAGUUAAAGGUCGACCAGCAGCUAAUGUCUUCUAUUAGGGUAUAUUUUAAUAGAAUCUUUGCAGUUUUUGCUUGAUUGCUUCUAUUAAGGAAAGUUACAGUCUUUUUCAUUUGCUUAUAUUGGUUGGCGAAAUUAACUUAGUUUUGUAGAUAGUCGUUUAAAUAUCGCUCUCCCGCUAAUGUAUCCUAUGGGCUAGAGUUUCGGUAAGAUCGCAUAUGGUUUAUUAGAGGUUAUGUUAUUGUGUGAUGUUAUUGUUCUUCAUACAAUUAGUUUGUUCAACUAAUCAGGCACCCUAAAUUUACUGUAAAUUUAAAUUAUUAAAUAUAAUUAUAAUGACGUUAUGCGAGGCGGAAAAAACGCUAAUUCUCCAUGGCGUUGAAGAAAAUUUCCGCAUUGACGGUCGUGAAAACAAUGACUACAGGCCCAUGGAACUAGAAACUGGAAUAGUAGCAUCUUCAUUUGGAUCAGCACGUUUGCGGCUUGCAAAUACCGACGUUUUGGUUUCAGUCAAAGUGGAAGUAGAUGUACCUUUACCAGAUCAGCCUGAUAAAGGAAAAUUAGAGUUCUUUGUUGAUUGUUCAGCAAAUGCAACACCAGAUUUUGAAGGAAGGGGUGGUGAUAAUCUUGCAACUGAGAUAUCAAAUUGUCUAACUGCUGCCUACAAAUCCACAACAGCAUUUGAUACUAGAGUAUUAUGCAUCAUGAAAGGCAGAAAGUGCUGGAAGUUAUACAUUGAUAUUUUACUUCUGGAGUGUGCUGGCAAUCUAUUUGAUGCUGUAUCUUUGGCAGUUAAAUCUGCACUAUGGGACACAAGGAUACCUAAAAUAAAAUCAGUUACUGCAGAUGGUAACAAGAUUGAUAUGGAAGUAUCUGAUGAAUUGUAUGAUUGUGAUAGGCUUAAUGUCAUUGAUGCACCAAUAAUGGUAACUGUAUGCAAAAUUGGUGAUAAUUGCAUAGUGGAUCCUUCAGAUGCAGAGGAACAAUGUGCAGGAGGAUCAAUUGUUAUUGCAAUAUCAAAAAACAGCUUCAGCUCAAUUGUGCAAACAGGUGGUGGAUCUCUGCAUCCAAGCACACUGAUAGAAUGCUUAAAAAUGGGGCAGGAAGUCGCUAAUCGGUUAGACAAUGCACUCGUUGAAACCUUGCACAAAAUUACAAAUGAAUCUGCAAGUGAUGUUGGUUUUAUAAGUUAAUAUCGUUAGUGGACGUGACACUUCAUUGUAUAAAAGACUUACAGAUAUCUACAAUAUUGAAUCAAAAAUUAUUUCAUGUGUUAAAAUCACACCUAUGGCCAAUCUUAAUUAUAUUUCUUAAAAAGGCAA